GUACAUUGUAUUUCUCUAUUUGCUAUCGCGAAGUAAAAGUUAUUAAAAAUGUCUGACAAGGAAGAAGACGCAAAAGAAAAUGUUGAUGACGCACAAGAUAAUAUUGAUGAACCACAAGAUAAUAUUGAUGAACCACAAGAUAAUAUUGAUGAACCACAAGAAAAUUUUGAUGAACCACAAGAAAAUCUGGUAGACGCAGAAGAAAAUGUUAUUGAAACACAAGAAAAUGUAGUUGAAGUACCAGAAAAUGUAGUUGAAGUACAAGAAAAUGUAGUUGAAGUACAAGAAAAUGUUGAUGAAGUACCAGAAAAUGUUGAUGAAGCACAAGAAAAUAUUGAAGAAGACAGACAACAAUUCGAUGAAGAGGUUAUAGGUGAAAUAAUGGAAGGAGGACAGGAAGAAGAACAAGAGUAUCAAGAGACAGAUGAAGAAGGAGAAUACGAAGGCGAGGAAGACGCGGAAUCAAUAUUGACAAUUUAUGACCCGGACGACUAUAUCUCGGGGGCAGUCAGUAGCCCGCAGUCAACGAUUCCACCUGAUAUAUUCGAAUUCGAGUAUUCUUACGGUUACAACUGUCAUAAGUUUUUUAACCUCUGCGCGUGCGACGAUAUGGUCGUAUGCUUUUCAUCGGGCAGCAUGAUUACUUUCUUGGACGUGAAUACUAAACAGACAUGGUUUCGACGAAGCACUACCGGAGGAACAGUUGGAAGUAUAACGUCUUACAGAAAAGACCCUAACUACCGUAUAGUGAUAGCAGAGGACAGAGAAGGCAACCAAGAGCCAUUAAUAAUUAUGUAUACCUGGCCUCAAAUGGAAAUGGAUGCGGUUCUUCGCGAUGGUACCGCGAAUGGAUAUGCUAUUCUUGAUUUCAGCCCUGAUGGAGAACUGCUGGCGUCUGUGGGUAAAGAGCCAGAUUUCAAUUUGACCAUCUGGAACUGGAAACGUCAUAAGAUUCUUCUACGUACUAGUGCAUUUACAUACGGAGUUCAUGCUGUCAUGUUUUCACCAUAUUGUGAAGGACAGCUCACUACUGCAGGCGCUGCUCACAUAAAAUUUUGGAAAAUGGCACAAACAUUUACUGGCCUUAAAUUGAAAGGAGAACUUGGCAGAUUCGGGAAAACUGAAAUCUGUGAUGUCCUUGGUGUUUAUCCAAUGCCCGACGAAAAGGUACUGUCGGGAUGUGAAUGGGGUAACAUUUUAGUUUGGGAGGCUGGCCUCGUAAAAUUAGAAGUGACGCAAAGGGGACGAAAAGUCUGUCAUAACGCUCCAAUUAUCCAAUUCAUGUUGAGCGCAGCUGGUGAUGAAGUGACAACGAUAGCUCGUGACGGCUGUGUCCGUGCUUGGUACUGGGACACGGUAGACCAAGCUGAUCCUCCAGAAGACGACCCUUUUGUUGAACUUAACCCUGUAGCUGAGACUUGUGUUCGUACUCUGUCGAUUAACACUUUGUUUUCGUUUAACGCUUCCUAUUCUGUUUUGGUCCACUAUCGUCGUGGCGUAAUAGGACGGUCUGAAAUGAAAUGGUAA
This is a messenger RNA of Spodoptera littoralis (African cotton leafworm), 1527 nucleotides long. The record is from the annotation of a GenBank genome assembly. Lineage: Eukaryota; Metazoa; Arthropoda; Insecta; Lepidoptera; Noctuidae.